Molecule: messenger RNA, 2286 nt
Organism: Gloeophyllum trabeum ATCC 11539
Lineage: Eukaryota; Fungi; Basidiomycota; Agaricomycetes; Gloeophyllales; Gloeophyllaceae
Exons: 11
Coding region: 1-2286 (761 amino acids)
Source: RefSeq, a predicted model, not a curated record
AUGGCGUCCAACCAGGAUCCUAUAAAUCAAGUCUACCUUACCUUGACGCCAACUGAGGCUACUGAGCUGCAGAAGCUCCUGGGGCGUUCUCUCAGUCGAAAGUCUAAUAGUACCUUGGGUGGCGUAUUUGAGAGGCUGCAGGCGUACGGAACUGGAAUGGCUUCCAAAGCUCUGACAAGUGGGCGCCAUGCCAGGGAACGGUCCCGUUCCGGGAAGGGCAAGCCGUAUGAACGCCAAAACCCUCCAGGAGGUGCUGGCGCUGGACAGCAGGGUGGUGCGCAUAUUAAUUGGGACUGUGCUAGGGGCACAGUGAACUUCCUAGCCCAACGUUGGCAGCAAGUUAACGUGGCCGUUGGUAUACACUCGGACUCUGGGCCGUUCUUUGGGCGUUUGGCUUCCUUCAUUCGUUCUGAGUGCUCUCGUAACAGCUUCCCUUCUGCUGUACACUCUGUCCUGUACAACUCAUCUGGGGCCAGUGCUUUGGCGUAUCCAAAGGAGGAGUCUCUAAGUGGUCUGGUUCGCCGUGUCCAGUUGUCUGAAGUGAAGAGUGCUAGGGCUAGUUUUGCGGUCUUAAUAGACCAACUGAGGCUGGCAGCUCUCAUCGAAACUCUGGGAAACAUCGGCGAUGUCUAUGAUAAAGAAGUCUCCCAAUGGCCUGAUGCUCCGUCAUCAAGGACAUUUUACGAUUGGGUUGCGGAGGGUUACAGGGUGGCAGCAUUAGCUGCUGGAGGAUCUAUUUACUUAAUCUUAUUGGUUAGCUUGGGCGGUAUGAAGUCUAUGAUAAGUGCUAUGGCUGGCGAUGUAGCCCAUGCUAUAGGGAACACUCUUCGUGCUCCAGAGGCUGGCUCUGCAAUAGGAGACAUAAUACGCACCACUCUUGUUCCGAUAGUUCAAGCUCUACGCUUCAUUGCUCCAUUUGAUCUUUCAGCAUUACUUCCUACGCCUUUCUUACUCAAGAAGGGUUUGCCUGGUGGAGUUGACGCCGGGGACAUCAGGGCCAGUGACUGUUUCAUGGACAGCUUCCAGCUAACGCACUUUAAGCUGGUGGAAAGAGACCAGGAGGUGUGGCGCCAGAUAUUACUUGUGCCUCAUCGAUGGAACUGUUUCAACACCAACAUCUCCAGCAACUACGCCAACUACGCCAACUACGCCAACAUCGCCAACUUCUUUGCAGUCUCAUACACCAUCUCCUUCUCCUUCAUCAACACGCCCUUCAUCACCUUUGCUCUGGCCAUCAACUCUGCUAGGGCCACUGCCGGAGCAGGCAGAUAUUCAUUCAAUUACGAUUAUUGGACGGAUCGCCAAAGAGAGCUAGCAAAGGAAGCUCUUCUCAAUCCUCCAUCUACAUUUGAGGGCUUCUGUGAAGAGUUAUCAACGCUUUAUGAAGGCGGUACAAAAAUUGACAAGGACAAGUAUCUCUACGUCCCCAGGAACCAGCUUCCUAUGGGUGCCAAUGCUGUACGUUUGGAAAGUCUAAGUGGAGACCUGGAGGCGUUGUUGUGCACUGCUAUGCCUGAAUCCCUGAGGCAGGCGCUCAACAAUGGGAUUGCCGCUGCUCUGGGCAGUAGUGGUGUACUCAAGGAACGUGACUGGGAAGAGGACGGUUUAUUCGAAGCGCUUCAUUUUGCCUGGUAUAACCGCUACAGUACCAAGGGGAAUACGUCGGCAAACAAUGUCCAUCCUUGCCUGUCCAAGAGAGAAGGGAUUGAAAGAACCAAUCACUUCCAGUUCACUCCAAGGACUUCCACCGAAGCCAGAAAGUUUCCAAAUAUAUAUGAGAACUUGGUGAGCGCUCUAUGUGAUGUAUUCGCCUGGGUUGAGGGCACUAUUCGCAAACUUGUUGGGCGUGAUAUUGAGAUUCAGAUGGAAGUCUCCAACUCUCUCCCUCUGAACUCCAGGGUUCCACUCUUCCCUUUCACAGGGCUGGUCUUCAACUUCAAUGCUGCGUCCAAGGCUCACAGGGACAAGAAUGACCUUGGCUUUUGCCUGGUUCUCCCCUUUGGCGAUUAUAAGGGUGGCCAUCUCUGCCUCCAGGAGCAGGGCUGGGUUAUAGACCUUCAACCAGGGGAUUUUUUAAUCUUCCGUUCAUCUGGAACUACUCACUUCAAUCUGCGCUACAAGGGCAUUCGAGGAUCAAUAGUCGGCCACACAGAUAAGGAGUUUCUGAGCUGGUUAGGUGACUUCAACGGCUGGAAGGACAAUAUUUACCUUUCAGCUAAGCGUAGGGAAGGGUUUGAUGAAGGGCAAAUUGUUGGUGAAGGCGAGGACAUUUUGCGCCAUUUUUAA